Peronospora matthiolae is the source of this 759-nucleotide messenger RNA. Lineage: Eukaryota; Oomycota; Peronosporomycetes; Peronosporales; Peronosporaceae. The record is from the annotation of a GenBank genome assembly.
AUGGGCAUCCAUGCUGUUAGCGUCAUGCUAGAGGCUCUCAAUAGAGAUGCCCAACAUGCUACUAUCGCCAAGUUCAUUCAAAAUGAACUUGACGCAGAACGCGAGAAAGUAGCCUUGCUUCACCAACAAGGUUCUCAACAAGCAGAGUUGUUGAGAGAACAAGGUGCUCAACAGUUUGAACUGUUGAGACAGCAGCAAGCUGCUGCUGGCGGGUCGAUGCACUCGCGUCGACCCGAGACUUUGAAGAUUGACAUCUCAAAGGCGCGUCGCAUCGACGACGGGGAUAUGCAAGUUGCAUUUGCCCAGUCAAAUCUGGCAGGACGUGCCAAGACUUGGGCACUGGGGCUCAAGCUGCACGACCCAUAUGCGUUUGGGUCGUUGGAAGUCUUCAAGUCGCGGCUCAGACAAACGUUUGAACCGCCUAGAGCUGAGUUCAGAGCUCGAACCGAACUCUUGAAGCUCAAGCAGGGUAAGCGUGAUGUGCACGCUUACGCUCAACAUAUACGACAUCUCACGAGUUGUAUAAGUUCCAAUCCGGUGGAUGAACACACGUUGGUUUCGGUGUUCAUGCAGGGUCUUGCGGAUGGUCCCGUCAAGACUCACCUGUUCCGGCUUGAACUAGAUUCACUAGAACAAGCCAUUUCCAUUGCGGAGCAGGAAGACUUCAGUCUGAGACAGGCUCGCGCCAGCUCGACAUCAUAUCGUCAACCGAGACGAUAUGACAGCAGAGGUCAGAGCCGAUGGAACUCUGUUAUGUAG